Schizophyllum commune H4-8 is the source of this 324-nucleotide messenger RNA. Its product is annotated as DUF427-domain-containing protein. NCBI's taxonomy places the organism in Eukaryota, Fungi, Basidiomycota, Agaricomycetes, Agaricales, Schizophyllaceae. Bases 1 to 324 code for a protein of 107 amino acids. The transcript is spliced from 4 exons. The record is from RefSeq and is a predicted model, not a curated record.
AUGAAGGCCACACUGAACGGAAUCGUGCUCGCCGAGUCCGGCAACACUACGGUUGUCGAAGGCAAUCAUUACUUCCCGCCUGGGUCCAUCAAGAAGGACUUGUUCAAGCCCUCCAGCACGACCACACAUUGUCCUUGGAAGGGCAACGCAAGCUACUACAACGUCGAAGUCGAUGGCAACACCAUCAAGGAUGCAGCGUGGUACUAUCCCAAUGCGUCCGAGAAGGCCAAGAACAUCGAGAACUACGUUGCCUUCUACAAGGUGCGUUCGGGCGACGUCCGCGAAAGCUCCCAUCCUCACCUUACCAAUCACAGAACAAGGUGA